This is a messenger RNA of Elgaria multicarinata webbii, 4578 nucleotides long. It is a transcript of the gene ANKS3, whose product is annotated as ankyrin repeat and sterile alpha motif domain containing 3. Gene Ontology annotation, cellular component: cilium. The record is from RefSeq and is a predicted model, not a curated record. Gene Ontology annotation, molecular function: protein binding. The transcript has 17 exons. The coding region runs from base 41 to 2014 and encodes 657 amino acids. Lineage: Eukaryota; Metazoa; Chordata; Lepidosauria; Squamata; Anguidae.
AUUUCCGGGAGAGCGGCGGUGGCGGCGAGCUGAGGUCACAAUGUCGGAGCUGAGCGAUGAAGCCAGCGAGUCAGAACUGCUGAAUCGCAGCCUGUCCAUGUGGCAUGGAGUGGGUCAGAUGGUCUAUCACCAAGAGUUAGACGUUCCUUUGGAUCUUCAUACAGCAGCAUCUGUAGGACAGUAUGAGGUGGUAAAGGCGGGUAUUCAAUGCAGGGAGACGGACCUGAAUCGGAGGAACUGUGGUGGCUGGACCCCAUUAAUGUACGCCUCUUACAUUGGCCACGACACUAUUGUGCGUAUCCUGCUAGAGGCUGGCGUAAACGUCAAUGUAUCAACCCCAGAAGGGCAGACUCCACUUAUGCUGGCUGCUAGCUGUGGAAAUGAGAGUGUUGCCGCUUUCCUCCUUCAGCGAGGUGCUGAGUUGGAGAUGAAGGACAUCCAUGGCUGGACCGCCCUCUUUCACUGCACCAGUGCUGGCCAUCAACAAAUGGUCAAGUUCUUAUUGGACAGUGGAGCUAAUGCUAACUGCAGGGAGCCCGUUUGUGGGUACACCCCACUGAUGGAAGCAGCUGCUUCUGGCCACGAGAUCAUUGUGCAGUAUCUUCUCAAUCACGGUGUGAGAGUAGAUGUACGGGACAGCACUGGAGCCCCAGCGCGGGCCUUGGCCAUGAAGUACGGACACACGAAGAUCGUAGGGUUGAUCGACCUGCACACUGCCCCCGUGCCCAAGGUCCUCUGCAGGGGCCCAGGAAAAUAUGAAGAUCUGAGCUCGUCGGAUGAAUCCUACUCCGCUCCUCAGAGGCAGAGGCCCACUCGCAAGUCCAAAGGGCCCAGUAUCCAUGAGGGGCCCCAUGCUUUGGCCAAGAUAACGGCAGUCAGAACGGGAGGGAAAAGCCAAUUACGUCAUGAGCAGGUCCCUCCGGAGGGCUACGUUACCUUUAACGAUGAUGGAAAUGGCUUUGAAGGAGGAGAUCUCCGGUACCGAGAUGUCACGUCUCCCAUCAAUGAUCACGACGUGGAAAGCAGUAGCAGCCGAGAAGAUAAUUCCUUCUUCACCGCUGAUGUUGCCACCAUCAGGACGAGCAGCAGCAGCAGUGAAGGCCUGGCCAAAGCCGUGGGGAUCAGUAGCGAAGGCUCUAUGGAGAGCAAUGAGGACUCAGACCACGCGACCAAGUUCUCCAGUCGAAAACCUGCCAAGAGCUUCGCCAAGGCUAAGAACCGCUACAGCAACAGUGACAGCCACUGGUCUUACCGAUCCAAGGCCUCUAAUCAGCACUGCAGCCCCUCUGAUCCAGAGGCACCUUCUCACGCGGGGCCCCAGGAUCUCGCCACCUUCCUGGAACAGAUCGGCUGUCUGAAGUACCUGCAGGUGUUUGAGGAGCAAGAUGUGGACCUUCGCACUUUCCUGACUCUAACAGAGAGUGACUUGAAAGAGAUUGGCAUCACUCUCUUUGGGCCAAAGAGGAAGAUGACGUCUGCCAUUGCCCGAUGGCAUAGCAGCGCCCAGCCUCCCAGGGAUGCCCUCGAACUGGCCUACGCUGAUCGUCUGGAGGCAGAAAUGCAGGAGCUGGCCAUUCAGCUCCACAAGAAGUGUGAGGAGGUGGAAGUGCUGAAGGGGCAGGUGUCCCAGGAGCAGGAGCUGCGUGCCGUGGUCGAGGGCUGCUUGAUGGAGCAGGAUGUGGCCUGGAGCGAUGCCCAGGCAAACCUUCAAGAGGUGCAGGCCAUCACCAGAAACGCUGGGAUCCUCCUAGAACAGAUGCAGGCCUGUCAGGCAGAACUGUCUUCCCGAAUGAAUCAGGAGCGUGCAGCUAGCCGGUUUUCGGACGUUAAAGCGCAGCGGCCAGCUGGCCCAGAAGGAUGGCCAUCCACCUUGAAGGUCCUCAGCUUGCCUGAGCUGUCAACUCUUCUGCAGGAGUGUGUGGGAGAAAUGGGGAAAGUCCUUCAUUCUGUCAACCUUAAUCUCGAGAGGCUGCAGAGUCCGGAGAAGGGCAAGCCGGCCCGGAAACACCCCUAGCAGUGGAGGAAGAGAUUCUGACGUCGGGUGACCCUUCCACCCAGAAGCUGUGUUUGCCUGGGAGAGUGAGCGAGUGUGAAAGGUGAAUCGACUGCGCAGGCCGUCUGCAGCGAGAGCCGUCGGUCCCUGUCCGGAGAAAGCGGGCGAGACGUGGCGUAGAAAGGAGCCCCCAUCUGGGCGAAGCAGAGACCCUGCCUCCGAAGGAGGAGCGUGGGUCUAAAUCCUGCUGAAGUUGAAAGUUUGAAGGUUCCAAGCAGGUGACUUGACGUUGUUCGUCACUUACCAUGGAAGGCGUGUUUGGUAUUGGUUACAAAUCAAAGAAGUGGCAUCUUUCAGCAACCAAAUUUCUCUCCUUUUGUCCCCUUCUCUGGGCUCACGUGGGAGGAAAGAUUGCAGCCAUCAGACUCUGUGGUUGGGGUCCUCCACCCCUUUUUGUGGGGUGGACCGGUUUAGAACUGGAGCUCCCCGAGGGUUUGCAGAAAUGCAAGGACCCUCCCCAUGUCCUGUCUCAUCAUGUUUGGUUUAGCGUGUAAGUGAGCAGCCACUGCAGCAGUGGCAAGGUGGAAGGUUCAUCAGUGCUAGAAAGCAAGGAACACACACACACAACUUGGUGCACAACCACCCUCCCUUUUGUCCUCCACGCUGAGAUGAUUCUUCAGUGAAAGCGCCAACUUUAGCAAUAGCCAUUGGGGCGUUCCCAGUCCUUUCCUCUUCUAGCAGACCGCUUGGGCCUUUAUUAGUCUCCGAUGUUAUGAGGCUCCCUUUGUGGGCACAAACAUGGGAGUUGUAAAUCCUCCUGCUGACUUACCUUGGGAGGCUCAUGGUUUGGCCAGGGUGCUCCUCUGCAGAGCUGUGAACUCUUGGCCACUCAUGACAACCUGCUGCUGUUCUUAUGGGGCCACUCCCAUAAGAGGAGCUGCGAUCAGAGUUGUGCUCACUUCUGAAUGCAAAUCCCGUGUUCAGCGUGACAUGGGAGCAGAACGUUCCCCAAGCUAGCUAGCAACAGAAACUGGCAGUCCCGGAGCCUUUGAAUAGGUUGUGUUCAUUCAUUCAGAGACUUGCCCAGUGGUGGGGUACCUGCAGCUCUCCAGAUGUUGGGCCACAACUCCCACCACCUCUCACCUUUGCCCGUACUGACUAGGGCUGAUGAGCAUUGAAGUCCAGCUGGAAGGUCAGAAGUUUCCCCACCCUUGGGCUAGCUUGAUUGGGGGAAGGAGAUGAAACCCUUUCGUUUCUCCCGCUUGCUUCUGACUGAUUGCGUGUGCAGCCACAUGGAGUCCGUGUACAUAACCUUGAACCUUAGCUCACUUCACACCUGCAUGGUGUGAAGACCCAGUAAUGUAACGUGUUAACUAGACACCUGUAUUCUGCAGGGUAAGUCAUUUGAGAGCUAGGUUUGGUUGGCUCCCAUCUGUGGUAAACCCUGGUUUUCCACUAUCUGAAACGUGCAGACUAAUCUUCCGCUUACUUAGAAAGGGUGCGUGUUUUAGCAGAGUGGCCGAUGCUGUUGUUCAGAACUUGCAUCGGUCCUGCAAAAUGAACUCUUUCCUCUCCACCCGUGUUAACGCAAAGGGUUAUGGGUGCCUUUAAAACUUCCGUGGCCUUUUACAGGAGUCUCAGCAAAGGGAGGCUGGUCUGGUGUGAAAUCUACUUCGUUCAGCUUCCUUCUGAGGCACCAAGAUGGUAAAUUAUUUUAUAGUUUUAUUGUUUUUAUUGUGAGGUUUAAAUUAGCUGCCUCAAAUUGUACAUAAGGUGAGAGAUAAAUAUUUUAAAUACAAAUACAAUAAACCCAUGGCUAGACUGUACUACUUUCAGCUGCACGUGGGGCUUAAAUUAUAAUUUCCUCCCUAUCAAAAAGAGAAUUGAUGAGCCUCCACCUCCGCCUGGUGACCUCUAGAUGUUUUGGACUGAACUCCCACCAGUCUAGCCAUCUUGGCCAAGUGCUAGGGGACGAUGGGUCUUGUGGUCCAAAACAGCUGGAGGACCCAAGUUGGGGAAGGAUUCUACCCUUAAAGGUGGCUGUACUAGAGGUUGUCACCUUUCUUCCCUGCCACACUAGUCCUUUCUAACGCGCAGGGAAUUAUCUUGUAUAUUAUCCACUGCAGUUUGAAGUGGUACAGCUCAGACAUAGGUUAACCACUUUAUUUGGUGCUUGCGAGAACCAGAAAUUGUGGAUUAUUAUUAUUAUUAUUAUUACUAUUAUUAUUUUUAAAAAGAAAUACAGUCAGUUUUUUUAUAUGCUGGUCUGAGUGGCGGAAAGAGCAACAGUGCUUUUAAAUGGAAAAUCUGGAACCUUUUAAAGGCCAAAGUGCACUAGAGAGAGCAGCCUAUCUGGGUGCCUUUCUGAUACUUAACCAGCACAGCCAUUGGUCUUGCGGACUGUUGGCAAUUGGAGUUGCAGUCCCAACGCAUCAGGAGCGCAUCAGGUUGCGGGAGGGUGUCCUUCAGAAGGGCCGAUUCCCCCCGACUUUCGGGGCCCCAGUGUUCUUUUUGCAAACUGUUAACCUUGGUGACCAAAGUUUAACAACGUACUCUUUUGUGAAAUAAAUCACUUUGAUUCUUAA